Myodes glareolus (Bank vole) is the source of this 1684-nucleotide messenger RNA. It is a transcript of the gene Rpp25, whose product is annotated as ribonuclease P/MRP subunit p25. Gene Ontology annotation, molecular function: RNA binding. The record is from RefSeq and is a predicted model, not a curated record. Gene Ontology annotation, biological process: tRNA 5'-leader removal. Gene Ontology annotation, cellular component: ribonuclease MRP complex. Lineage: Eukaryota; Metazoa; Chordata; Mammalia; Rodentia; Cricetidae.
GAGCUGGAACCCUGCAAGACUCGGGGGCCAGGUUUGAAUCGCCGUUUGUACCUCAAGCAUAAUUUUUAUUUAGGUUGUUCCUAGGUGAGGGCUGAUUCAGGGAGGACUGGUGGUGACUUCGGGGAACUUCACCUCCUAAAUCAUCGCUGGUGUCUUGACCCCUGCCGCUCAGCACCAGCGCUUGAUCCCGAAGGCUGGCGGGGCUGCGACUCGGUCAAGUCACGCAGAGUUGGGGCGGGGCCUGGACCAAGGGGCGGGGCCUCUUCGGCUCCCAGGCGGAGCUUCGGCUAAAGGCGCGGAGCACAAGGCGCUGAGGGCGCAGAGUAGAGCUGCACCACCCAGUAGAAGUCUGGGCUGAACAGCUUCCCUUCGGUGCCGACAUCCCACCAUCUCCCGCUUGUCGCCCGGCGCGACCCGCGGCCAUGCAGUCCCGGGCUUAAGGCGACCCCAUGGCAAAACCUGCGAUCCCAGCGACGACGGCACAUGGAGAACUUCCGUAAGGUGCGCUCGGAGGAGGCGCCGGCGGGGGACGGUGAUGAGGGUGGCAGCCCGAACUCGGGCCCUUUCGCAGAUCUGGCGCCUGGUGCUGUACACAUGCGUGUCAAAGAGGGCAGCAAGAUCCGCAACCUACUGGCCUUCGCCACCGCCAGCAUGGCGCAGCCAGCCACGCGCGCCAUCGUCUUCAGUGGCUGCGGCCGGGCCACCACCAAAACCGUCACGUGCGCCGAGAUUCUCAAGCGCCGCCUGGCGGGCUUACACCAGGUCACGCGGCUGCGCUACCGGAGCGUACGCGAGGUGUGGCAGAGCCUCCCGCCUGGGCCCACGCGGGGUCAGACUCCUGACGAUCCGGCCGCCAGUCUCAGUGUACUUAAGAAUGUGCCGAGCCUGGCCAUCCUACUUUCCAAGGACGCACUGGAUCCACUACAACUUGGCUACCAGCCUCCGAACCUCAAUCCAGGUCCUUCGUCCCCUCCUACGGUGUCGACGUCCAAGAGGAGCCUGGGGGAAUCUGCUGCUGGAGAAAGCACCGCUAAGCGGUCUCAGCCUGAGCCGGGGGCAGAGAAUGAGGACCCGACUGCCUGAGAACUCCCGGCUCUGAGCCACCUAGACCGACUGGAUCUUAUAUCCUCAACACUCCUACAUCCACAUGCACCUUUCAUACCUGGGUUUUAAGGGGUCCGUGUUCCUAGAAGAUUGACAGCACUGAUCCCAAGGGAACCGGAAAUGGAGCUCAGGAAUGGCAAGAGGAUCCCUGAAGUUCGAGGAAACUUUGUGGGACGUGUUACCAGGAGCCACAGAACUCCACCCCCACUUUUUGUAGGCCAUACUAGGAUCUUUUCGAGGGAAGUAUGGUGGAUAGUGAGACUCUUGAGCCUUCUUGGGGACCUAGACUUUAAAAGCGCCCAGUUUGCAUGAAGACUGAGGGUUGAGGAUCUUGAAAUCAUCCUUGCUGUUGAUUGAGGGCAGAAGCUAUGAAGCAGAUUCCUUGUGGGUGGCCAAGCUGAAAAUGUUGGGACCCUAUUCUGCCCACCCCCCGGCAAUUCCCCUUUUUAGCUUUUCUUCCUCUUAGCAUCCCCCCUUUUGCAUGGUGGCAGAGAAGGGACCCAGGACAGAACUUUCCAUUGCCUCCUCCCCUGAGUCCUGCUGCUGGAGUCUUGCUUUCAAUAAAACAAACAUGAAAAUG